UCUUCGAGGCAGAUGCAGAGCCUGCGAUAGUGCAAGUCUAUAGUAGUAUGUCAAGAGCAGUGUCGCACGUGUUCACGAACAUUUGGCGAGGUUGACAGUGAUCAUCCUUGAUCCCGGGCAUCAUUCUUGCACGAACAUGGUGGACGUUACAACGGCACUGCCGUCGAACGGAGGCGGGUCGUUAAUUGGACGCACCAGAGGUGCUCUCAGAUCCGUGCGCUCUGCUCUGGGAGGAAGCGGGGAGUAUCUUCAGGGCCUAGGGAACAGAAUAGGAUCCGCUCUCAGUAGCAGUUUGGAGGAAAGCGAACUGACCACAACCCCAUCUUCGCCGCCGUCGUCGCCGCAAGCACCGCCGCAGACUGUCAAGCCGGAGGAACAAUUAGCACGGCGAAAACUCAGACUUCCGAAGUUCGGCGUGGGAUUAUCUUACGAGGACUACGAGGCGAUAGCGCGGCACAAAUUGGAGCGGCAGGGCAGCGCGAAUCUUUCCAGAACGCGCAAGUAUCCGCCCGGGAUGACUUACGAAGAAAUAGCGUCUUCGCGAUCGGCCUCGAGCAAGAAGCAGGAAAGCCGGGCGGAGCAGGACGACAUCAGUCCCGAUCGGGACAGCCAGGAAAGUAUAGAGCCUCUUCAGGAGCAAGACAUCAAAGCGAGUGGACCCGAUCCUUAUGAGAAAUUGAAUUACAAAGCAGCGAGGGCACCGACCCGCUAUCAGACGGUUGUUUUCCGUUUAGACAUGCCUUGUAGCAGUGGUUCUACGAGCGAUCAAGACGGAUAUGGACCCAGCACCAGCCUGGAUUCUAACAUGGACGGUCGCAGAAUGUGGCAGAGAUCAGGAUCAUCGGGUUCUGUUCAGUCCUGGGCUUCGAGCUUAUCAGCUGAUAGCCAGUCGGAGGAGGCAGCCGCGGAUUUCAUGAAAACUUUCGUACCUCUGCUAUUCGACGCGCCUAACAGUAUCGACCAGGAGCAAAAGGCCAAUUUUGGACAAAUGGUCCUGACGGAAUCGGGAAGAAUAUGGUUCUCCAGAGUAGUGAAUGCGAGAAGAGCGCGCGCGUGUGUUACAGAAGCUUCGUUCUAUUCCUUGGCUCAACAUUUUGCAGUCGCGUUAUUCGAAUGUCAUGAAGCGGACGACUUUGCGCCUGCUAAAAGUCUCAUGAACAUGUGCUUUACUUUUUAUCACGAAGUGGAAGUUCCUGGGUUAGAGCCAUAUCGUGAAUAUCUGUAUACACAUUUACGCGUUCAACCGAUAUGGACAUCCAUGAGAUUUUGGACGGCCGCUUUCUUCGACGCGGUUCAAUGUGAACGUGCGUCAAGACCAGUACCACCUCGACCAAAAUCUUUAGAUCAGCAAAGCAUUGCCGCCGAAGAUCGCAAGUUUCAAGCAAACAUUGUCUUUGGACAGUUAGGGACCUUUACUUGCAAUAUGCAUGCUUUCGGCCUGUCACGAGCUUUAUGCACAGAGUUCCUCCGGAAACAAUGUAUUAUCGCGAAUUUAACCAAAGAACAAGAGAAGAUGCUGCGAGACAAUAUAGAUCGGAUGUUUGACGAGACCGAGCCAUGGAGGUAGUUUAGUUUAAGCGAGAUAAAAUCGACUUCGGAAAUCAUUUUAAGGAAGUAAUUCAGUAUUUCUUCUUAACAAUGUUUCCGACAAAAUCGAAUUGGUUUUGGACGCCGAAAAAGCGGCGAGGUCAAUUAAUUGCGUUAAUGUUGUUGAUGUAAAUUGAUAUCUGCUGAAUCAUUCGACAUUGGACACGUCAACUCCGAAGAUGCAAACACUGCGCCUUAAAUCGCGAAGAAUGUGUUGUGUCUUGCUAAUAAUAGAUUUGUGUUUCUCAUACGAAAUAUUUUGAGAAAUUCACAUUAAGAAAUUAAUCCUAAUAAUGCUAACAGAAAUGAGGAAAAGUUAAACUUUGAAAUUUGUUUUCGACAAUCUCAAAUUUUGGAACAAAAUGUUAAAUUUCACAUUGCGAUGAUAAAGUUAAGGAGAAAUGACAAUAAGUUUGAAAAUGGAACUGCAUUAUUGGCAGUUCAUUCGAAAUGAGGUUUAUUGAGUGCAAUUUACUAUAAUAUGAAGAAUGAAAGGGAAGAAAUGAUCUUAUUAAUAAAUAGCAUCUGAUUCGUGUUUUCACGAUCUGAUUUGUGAUUCUCAAUAUGUAAAGAUUUAUUUUAUAAAAUUUCCAAUUUAACAAUUUAUACAAGCAUUUCAAUUCUUAUUUCACAGUUUAUGCGACUAUUUAUAAUUUUGUUUGCUAUAUGUGUUAUUGUAAAAUUUAUUAAAAUAAAAUAGUUUUCACAUAUUGAGAAUCAGCGGUAAAAUAAAGGUAAAAUUAGCAGUUCAUCUUGCUCUUUUUACAGUCUAAAAUUAGUGACUAUAAGACAAAAAAAAAGACGAAUUAUAAACAGAUACUAUUUCAUAUAUUCAUCGCAUUCUUCCUGCAUAAAGCAAAAAAAAAAAUGUAUAAAUUCUCAUGCGUUAUAUGUAUAACUUUGCGUUAAUUUAGUGAUUUCUAACUUUGAAGAUUAUCAUGCAAUCCGAUAUGCAUUUUGCAUUCCGAUAUUUUAUUAUCAUGCAUCAUGCAAUGUGUAAAUAAUUUAAAGGAAAAAGCUUGUACGACACACAUAUCAUCAAAUGCAAAUCCAUGCUAUAUUUUAUUUUAUAUAUGUCUAUCUGCGAUAUCUGCCAAUAUGAAAUGAUAACCGCAGCAAAUAUUAAACUAAAUAAAGGAACUUGCACGAAAUAUAUA
Linepithema humile (Argentine ant) is the source of this 2744-nucleotide messenger RNA. RefSeq lists its product as uncharacterized. The record is from RefSeq and is a predicted model, not a curated record. Lineage: Eukaryota; Metazoa; Arthropoda; Insecta; Hymenoptera; Formicidae.